This is a messenger RNA of Saccharomyces mikatae IFO 1815, 1908 nucleotides long. It is a transcript of the gene RAD30, whose product is annotated as DNA-directed DNA polymerase eta. The transcript has a single exon. NCBI's taxonomy places the organism in Eukaryota, Fungi, Ascomycota, Saccharomycetes, Saccharomycetales, Saccharomycetaceae. Gene Ontology annotation, molecular function: DNA-directed DNA polymerase activity; damaged DNA binding. The coding region runs from base 1 to 1908 and encodes 635 amino acids. The record is from RefSeq and is a predicted model, not a curated record. Gene Ontology annotation, cellular component: nucleus; site of double-strand break; replication fork. Gene Ontology annotation, biological process: response to radiation; error-prone translesion synthesis.
AUGUCCAAAUUUACCUGGAAGGACCUAAUCCAACUUGGUUCCCCCAGUAAAGCAUAUGAGUCUCCCUUGGCAUGUAUUGCCCAUGUGGAUAUGAAUGCGUUUUUUGCACAAGUUGAGCAGAUGCGAUGCGGUUUAAGUAAAGAGGACCCGGUAGUCUGCGUUCAGUGGAAUUCCAUCAUUGCAGUAUCUUAUGCAGCAAGAGAGUAUGGUAUAUCAAGGAUGGAUACGAUUCAAGAAGCUUUAAAAAAAUGUCAUAAUCUCAUACCAAUUCAUACGGCCGUUUUCAAGAAAGGUGAAGAUUUUUGGCAAUACCAUGAUGGAUGGGGGUCGUGGGUACAAGAUCCUGCAAAACAAAUACAUGUGGAAAACCAUAAAGUAUCACUGGAACCGUAUAGGAGAGAAAGUCGAAAAGCGUUAAAAAUCUUUAAAAGCGCAUGUGAUUUGGUUGAAAAGGCAAGUAUCGAUGAAGUAUUUCUUGAUCUGGGACGCAUUUGUUUCAAUAUGCUAAUGUUCGAUGACUACUACGAAGUAACAGAUAACUUGAAACUGAAGGAUGUACUAAGUUCUAUUCGCGAAGUAUUUAAAGGAGGGGACUAUGAUAUUAAUGCUUAUUUACCUCCCAUUCCUGAAAAGAUAAAGUCUUUGAAAUUUGAGGGCGAAGUUUUUAAUCCAGAGAGCAAAAAUCUGAUUACAGAUUGGGAUGAUGUGAUACUGGCACUAGGAUCUCAGGCAUCUAAAAGUAUCAGGGACACCAUAAAAGAUACUCUUGGUUAUACAACUUCAUGUGGUAUUUCUAGCACUAAAAAUGUUUGUAAAUUAGCUUCUAAUUACAAGAAACCGGAUGCCCAAACAGUUGUGAAGAAUGAUUGCCUAUUGGAUUUUCUAGACUGCGGAAGGUUUGAAAUAACAUCUUUUUGGACUUUAGGAGGUGUUCUUGGAAAAGAACUAAUCGACGUAUUGAAUCUUCCAAACAAAAACAGCAUUAAGCACAUCAGAGAGACCUGGCCUGAUUAUGCUGACCAGCUCAAGGAAUAUUUAGAUACUAGGGUAAGAGAAUCUGAUUUUGAUAGUUCAGCAAGCAAUAUUGAUCCUCUAAAAACAACAGAUUUGGCCGAUAAAUUGUUCAAGUUAAGCAGAGGCCAGUACAGCUUGCCCUUGAGUUCUCGACCUGUCGUGAAAAGUAUGAUGUCAAAUAAAAAUCUUAGAGGAAAAUCAUGUAAUUCCAUAGUGGAUUGUAUUUCCUGGCUUGAGGUCUUUUGCGGGGAGCUUGCUUCCAGAAUUCAGGAUCUAGAACAGGAGUAUAACAAAAUAGUAAUACCAAGAACGGUUUCCAUAUCUUUAAAAUCAAAAUCCUAUGAAGUAUAUCGAAAGUCAGGCCCAGUUACGUACAAAGGCAUCAACUUCCAAUGUCACGAACUUCUGAAAGUUGGUGUGAAGUUCAUUACGGAGCUUGACGCUAAAGGCAAGAACAAAAGCUAUUAUCCUCUAACAAAAUUGAGUAUGACAAUUACUAAUUUUGAUAUUUUGGAUUUACAAAAAACUGUUGUAGAUAUGUUUGGCAAUCAGGUUCAUACUUUCAAAAGCUCUGUGGAUAAGAUAGAUGAGGAGAAUAAUUACUGUUCAAAAAACGAUAAGCAGGUUUCAAAGUUAGAAUGUUCUAAAUGCCAGAUAAAUUUUAUAGACGAGAAAUCUUUUCAGGAACACGUAGACUAUCAUCUAGCAUUGAAACUAUCCGAAGGUUUAAAUGGUACUGAAGAAACCUCCAAAAAUCUAUCUUUCGGGGAAAAGAGACUACUGUCUUCAAGAAAAAGAUCAAACUUACAGCGUUCUAGUACAUCUCAGAAGAAGCAGGCCACAUCUUCCAAAAACAUUCUAUCAUUUUUUACAAAGAAAAGGAACCCAUUAUAA